Molecule: messenger RNA, 2018 nt
Organism: Xiphias gladius (swordfish)
Lineage: Eukaryota; Metazoa; Chordata; Actinopteri; Istiophoriformes; Xiphiidae
Gene: lnp1
Product: leukemia NUP98 fusion partner 1
Exons: 4
Coding region: 367-1062 (231 amino acids)
Source: RefSeq, a predicted model, not a curated record
CUCCCUGCCUCCUGCCUCCCUGUUUAUUCCUAUCACCUCCAUUUUGACUUUCUACCAGCGACGUUAAAUAGAUUAUAGGGGAUUCACUUAUUUAAAGCCUUGAGCAAAAGCUCUCCAGUUUAUUUCUGGAUCUUCCUAGAAUAACACAACUACAGCAACAGUGCUAGAGGAACCAGAGUGAUCUAAUUCAAGUAAGUUACCUUUGCCUUGCGGGACAGUGUUGAGUAGUAGAGCAGCCAGUCAGUUAGAAGCUUAGUAGGUCAGCUCAGCUUUGUCUUUACCCUUCAUACCACCGGGCUGUGAUCACACUUUCAUCUGUUGUGCCGGGACUUGCUGCACCAGGAGGCUCCUCCGUACAACUCCAUCAUGUCUCUCAGGCUCUUGCCCGCCUUUAUUAUGGACAAUGAUGAGGAUGAUGAUGGUAACUUCACAAAAUGGAUGAGUAGUUACUGGGGUCACGGAGCAGAAGGUGGAAACCCCAGAGACAGAAAACGCAGUUUCAGAAGACCUGCAAAAACACAAGCUGAUCGAAGAGCGUCACUCCCGACUGUGUCACAAUUAGAUGCCAUGAAGUUGAACAAGCUCCAUGCAGCGACAAUGGCGCCCUCUCCCAGUCACAUCAAAACAAGAGAGGAGAAGGGGGAGGUCAGACCGCACCAAAGAGCUCGUCGUGCCUCCUCAGACGACAACAGCCGUCCAAAGUCAGCCAUCCCAGAGAACCGCAUCACCACGAUCCCAGAGCUCACAGAGUCAUUCGAGAAGAGACUUUGUGUCCGUGAUAAGAGGACCAUGUCUCUGAAUGAUAACAACAAGUUGUGCCUGAUCUGUCAUGAGGACAUGCGUAUGAAUGGAGGGGUUCAAGAGCUGCACUGUACACACCGCUUCCACAAAGAGGUAGCUCGGAGGUUAGAGCAGUCUUGGCCCUGCAGCAGCAGCGAAGCAGCAUCCUGUCAGGCGAGAAGACCCUUGGAUCAGAGGAGGAAGUCGGCAGAUGGACCAAUCUCCAUGGAGAAGGAGCAGCACACACCCCGUCGUCAACUUUCCCUGCGGAGACAUCGCUGAUAUCAUUCUGUGGAAGGAGGUGACUCAUUUUGGGAGGAGAGGACGGAGGAUUUGCACCCAUGGGCCAAACAUCGGGACUGUCUCCUGUAAUUUUACUGCUAUAUGGUGUGGCAUUCAAGUGAUUCAAGUGUUCAAAUCUCAGGGCCUUGACUGUGCCUGAUCCUGUGAAACUGCCCCGUGGGCCCUAUUGCUAUGUCAGCUGCGUUACGUCUCUUUCUCCUCAGUGUCAAAAUGCAAAUUUAGGAGGAUUCGUAAGUAAGAAUUUGUAAAUAAAAGCAUUUAAAAUGUCUGAAAAAGCCUUGGAUUGUUGGGAUUGUUUAAAAUUUUCAUUAGGCAAAACUAAUGUAGGAGUUUUGGAAUUAUCAGUACUUUAAGUUUCCUGCUUGAAUUAGCUUGUAUCUACCUUCUGCCAUAUUGGAAUAUAUAUUACUUUAACACUGGCAAAGAAUACUUGCCUCUAUAUAUUACCACUGCUAUAAACGAGAUGUACAGUAAAAAAUAUCUGCUUCAUAGUAGUUCAUAGGUACGUUUUUAGUUCAUUAAUGACUCCCAGCUUGUUACUGCGUGACACUCUAGCUGAUAUCUUUGUGGUUACAUUCAUCACACUAUAAAUUCAACGGUGUGAAGAGUAAAAAAGAUCCAAUUAUGUUUAAUAUGGCCCAUACAGUAGAUUUAAUAAGGUGUCUCAGCUGUUGUGAGCUGGUUGCAUGCUCUUCUUUUCUGUUUCCAGUCACUUUUUAUACUCUAGAGUCUGAGGACUUGUAGGGCGACAUGUGUAAUUUUGAUUGCUUGGAAGUUGUUUUAAUGAAGUGAUGUGUAUUUUUGGGUUUUUUGGUAUACAAAUUCGAUGUUUGUAUUCUGUGUUCUGUGCUGUGACAGAAAUGAAAAACAAAAGUCAAUAAAUAACCAAGGAUAUAAAUUCUCAACUUUAAAUGUAUUUACUUUGGAUUUUACCU